Aaosphaeria arxii CBS 175.79 is the source of this 738-nucleotide messenger RNA. RefSeq lists its product as uncharacterized. Lineage: Eukaryota; Fungi; Ascomycota; Dothideomycetes; Pleosporales. Bases 109 to 507 code for a protein of 132 amino acids. The record is from RefSeq and is a predicted model, not a curated record. The transcript has 2 exons.
CCAUACAUUCCCGGAAUCAAACGUCGUGAACACUUCACCUUCUCUCGACAGCUUAUACAUAUACCACAGCCAUAUACCAACAGUCGCUACCUUGCCAACUUCCCCACCAUGAAGAACUUCGCCGCUGCUAUCCUCGCCAUCGUGCCCUUGAUCGCUGCUGCUCCAGCAUGCCCUGCUCCAGCGCCCGAAGUGACUGGAAACGUCCGCAUCUGCACCGGUGAAAACUACACCGGCACCUGCAUCUCUGUCGAGGCCCCUAACAACCAAUGCCAACAACUCUCCGACCCAUACCUUAAGAACGUCGGCUCUUUCAAGGUCUCUCCUGGCUGGCAGUGUAGAAUUACUUACUCUGCGGAAACCUGCACACUUCACGGCGAUGCCUUCAUCCAGCCUACUCCUUCGGCUCCUAACCUGCACGAGUUCAACAACCCUGCCACUGGGGAGACUGUCGAUGCUGGUAACCAAAUCACCAGCUAUCUUUGCCAGGAAUGCACUGCUUGCCAGUAGGUUAACGUAAUUGAACGACUAGAAUAGGUUUGUGGACAGGUCACGCUAUUUGAGGUCCAUUUAUGUUUGAUUUGUAUAUGGAAUCAACGAGAUAUAGUCAUGGAUACUACGAAAUAAUACGAUUAAUGUUUCCAUGCUCACAUGGACCCUAAGAACAAACAGGACUUACUUGCUUUGGGAUAUUCGGAUGUGGCGAGAACGAUCAUGAGAUAAAGUGGGAGAUGCGUGUUG